GCGCUGCGGGCUGCCGGCCUGCCCUGCCGUGCGGGAACCUGCCGGGCGUGCGGCUUCGGGACGGCCGGGAAAGGGGCGGCGCUGCGGGGCCGGGGCGGCCGCAGUCGGAGCGGCGCCGGCAGCUGUGUGCCCCCGGGAGCGGGAGGGACGGAGGGGCCGCGGGCCUGGACGGAGCCGUAAGGAAACCGGUAUGCGUCUUGAGAGCCAGCUCGAACGCGAGUCUGAAAAUACAGUGAAGCCUAAUAGUGCAGACAGAAGAGUCUUUAAGAAGCUGGACAAUCUGAAAUCCUAACCAUGUCUAUCACAGAUCACAGCCCCACCACGGGAGUGGUGACUGUUAUCGUUAUCUUGAUUGCAAUUGCAGCUCUUGGUGCCUUGAUACUGGGCUGCUGGUGUUACCUGCGGCUGCAGAGGAUCAGCCAGUCUGAAGAUGAGGAAAGCAUCGUGGGCGAAGGAGAAACCAAAGAGCCCUUUCUUCUGGUGCAGUACUCUGCUAAAGGACCUUGCGUAGAGAGGAAAGCGAAGCUAACUCCAAAUGGCACAGAAGUACAUAGCUAACUUGGAGCGACACACGGACUAUGGUUAUGAUGUGUAACCAGCAGAAGAAUCUCUGUACUGUGAAGAACUUGGCCACAUGCACACUACUUAUCAUAAAACACCUUGAUGAGACUUUAGGCAUUGUCUGCAACUGCACACACUGAGAAGUUGCUCUUUGUGUCAAUUGUAGAUCCUAUUUCCUCCAUGACAGGAGCUGACUCACCUGGCAUAAAGUCCAUUGCUGGCAAUGGAUGCAAAGAGUAUCUUGGUGCGAAGAGACCAGCAGCAUUUUUUUUGUUACUUGAAUGUUCAGCUGAGCCUAUUUUGAUGGAACUACUACUGUAAUGUGAACUACUUUACAACUGUGAACUGUAAACAGGCUGCUAGAAGUUUUCUGCUUUGCAUUCACAGCAUAUGAGAAUAGCAUGAUACAACUGUACAUAACAAGGGGACACCUGAACCACAGCUGUAGGCAGGAAUCCUCAUCUUCAAAACCAGAUGUGCGGUUAAAGCUUGCUUCUGCUAUUAACUUCUGAGUGCACAGCCAGAAGUUCAAAACCUCACUGGCUUACUAGACUGGUGUAGAAUACUUUCUUUAAAAAGGUGUAACCCUACAGUAAUACGUUGAGGGAAGAAACACAAGAAGGAGCUACAAGAAAGGAAAUAACUUCCUUUACUUGCAGCUAGGUUAUAGUCAAGCUUUUGGCUGUCAGAACAGACUUUGUUAACCAUACAGCAACUGCAAGGAAACUGCCAUUUUGAUGGAUUCUGACCUGGGAACUAAUGAUGGUUCCUGAACCCUUGGGGUGGUCCAGAAGGUUUCCAGGGGUGUGAAGUGGCAGUAGAGCAGGCUUUUUCUCUUCUGUGUAUCUGCAUGCUGAAACUGCACAAGUUUUUACUUAUUAAAACUAGCAGAAAAGCAACUAAUGAAUUUUUCCUAGAACAUCUGUGUAAUUAGCAGUUUGGGUAUAUGUAGUCAAGAUAUUAACAGCCUGUUGUAAAAAGGUAUUUUAGUCUAAAGACAGUCAGCUAUAGAAUUCACUUCAUGUAUCUUGUAAAUGACUUCAGGUUUAACUCCACAAGAUAUGUUUCAAUCUCUUCUAUGAGAAGUGAUGCUGACAGGGAGGAGAAAGAUUUCUGGUUUGUUUGCAGUCUUCAAGCUAACAACUGGGAAGUACUUCCAAGUAAGGAGAUCUCUUUUAUUUCCUGCUCUAUGCUACAGGUCAGCCAUUGAAACUGUAACGAGAUGUGUCAAAUAGGGGGUUCUAGACCUCACACACUUGGGGAAGGGACAGAGCUAAGGCAGCAAGGCCUGCUUGCCUACUCUAGAACCAUUAGGCUCUCUCAAGCAUCUUUGUGCCUAAUUUGAUUUUCAAACACUCAACUGCCUAGGAUAAAAAUGUGCUGUAACUAUUUGUUUUUUGAAAUAUACUACAAAUAAUGAAAUCCAGCUUUUUUUCAGCUCAUGAGGAAGUGGUUGCUUCUUGUCCCUGUACGUAUGAAAUAACUAAGUAACACAGGCUUAGUAAGCUCACUUGAGAGUUGUUAACUAUGUGCAAGAUAAUAAUGGCAUUGUCGUAGUUAAUAAAGUCUUGUCCCUUCCUUCUAGA
Numida meleagris (helmeted guineafowl) is the source of this 2147-nucleotide messenger RNA. It is a transcript of the gene SNN, whose product is annotated as stannin. The record is from RefSeq and is a predicted model, not a curated record. Gene Ontology annotation, cellular component: mitochondrial outer membrane. Lineage: Eukaryota; Metazoa; Chordata; Aves; Galliformes; Numididae. Bases 295 to 558 code for a protein of 87 amino acids. The transcript has 2 exons.